AUGCAGGUCUGUUCGGACUGGCGCUGGAGCUUGUGUGCAAUUGGUGUAGCGCUGGGGCCGCUGGGUUUUCUCGCAGACCCGUGCUGGCGAUUCGUGGGCCACGCCCCGGGCCCAAAGCAUUGCUUGAAAGCUGGCACCGUCCGGGCCCGGGCACCUACACCGCAACGGAGGCCCUCGAAGCGGAUCGGCUCCCGACGCGGCCCACGUGGCAGUCGUGCGCCUGGGCCCAGGUGGCCGAAGAGCGAAGCUCCGAACGCUGCUGCGGAAGCAAGGAGAUGUGCUCCAGCAGCCCCUGCCUUCGUGCCAGGGCUCGUGCGCCCGGAGGUCAUCUAUGUUGAGACGCUUAUGGCAUCAGAGGAUGUGUUUCUAGUAAACCGGGACUCGAACCUCGAGGAGGUCGCGCGUUGGAUUCGAAACGGAGGUCACGCGCUCGUGGUCGAUCACUGGCGUGAUUUGGAAAGAUGUCGGGCUGCUGUCCUCAAGCCACUCAAGAAAGCUGCUGCAAGCGCAAAGGAAGCGGAAAGACAGCGCACUCUGAAAAAGCAGCUAUCGGAUCGACUGCUGGGUCAGGUGGCUGAGGGGCGCAUCGCUCUGCAAGGUGCUCCCCGUGCUGACUUCUUGAGGACAUUGUACGGUGAUCUCUUUUCAGACGGGCACCGGUUUGCGUUGCCGUCGGGCGUGCUGAUGGGGCUGGCCAAUGCCUGGCAGUAUUUCGAAGGAGGUGUGCGAUUCCCUUUCCUUGCGCCGCCGGUGCUUGCUGGACCAGUGCGGCCCUUCUAUGGCGUUUACGCCUACCCCCAUCCUGUGACACACUUCGACAUGCUGAUCGAGUGGCUACGGAACUCCAGCGACAGCCGCACUUUACAAAGUGCUUUAGAUGUCGGUACAGGCUGUGGCGUGGUGGCUUUGAUGCUCCGACAAAUCGCUGGCAUUCCAGAUGUCGUUGCCACUGACGUGAGUCCCAAUGCCGUGUAUGGCGCACGGGAAGAACUGAAGCGCCAGGGCCUUGAUGAUGUCGAGGUUCUGUGUUCGGAUCUUUUCACAGGCAUGGAUCGCAAGUUUGACCUAGUGGUGUUUAACCCACCUUGGCUACCGCUGCCCCAGGCUACUGCAAACGAGCCUCCCAGGACUGUUCUGGACUUAGGCAAUUUUUAUUCCCCGGACCUUUUCCGGCGCUUCUUCGACGGCUUACCCAGAGUGCUCAAUUCCGACGGUCGGGCCGUGCUUCUUUUCUCCAAUCACGCAGAAAUCCGGGGCUAUGUGGACCAGCACCCCUUCAAGGCAGUGAUGGAUUGUGGCGAUCUCCGAGUUGAGAAGGUUCUCUCGCGAGACUUCGACGUCGAAGGGAGGCGGAGGCGAACAGGACGGCCGCAGGUGAAGCCCAGCCUGGAACCGGCUGCAGAGCUUUGGGAGUUGCGGCUAAAAGGUAAUUAA
Molecule: messenger RNA, 1434 nt
Organism: Symbiodinium sp. CCMP2456
Lineage: Eukaryota; Dinophyceae; Suessiales; Symbiodiniaceae
Source: the annotation of a GenBank genome assembly